AUGUCAGAAUCAGCGUUUACCUACCAUGAGCCAACGAUUCUCACUAUUCUCAACCAAGCUGGUCUUCUAUUGGUCUUGAAUCUAAUCAACGCCUGUCUUGACAAACUUCUAUACUGUGGCUUGAUCGGUCAAUUGGUUACUGGUAUCCUGUGGGGUACACCUGGAGCCAAAUGGCUCAACCGCGACAUGGAAACUGUGAUUCAGCAACUCGGCUACCUGGGAUUGAUCAUGCUCGUGUAUGAGGGCGGCUUGUCAACUCCUCCGUCUUCGCUCCGCGCCAAUAUGUACCUCGCUCUUGCUGUUGCUGUUACCGGAAUCAGUGUUCCUAUAGGACUGCCGUUUAUUCUCAUGGAAUUGGUUUCAGCAACGCCACUCCAGGCAUUCACUGCUAGUGCAGCUCUCAGCGCGACAAGUCUCAGGACCACGUUCACUAUCCUUUCAACAACGCAGCUGAUCACCUCGCGCCUUUCCACCGUAACUACCAGUGCUGCGAUGUUUGAUGACGUUAUCGGCCUUGUGCUGGUUCAGAUCAUCUCAAACCUUGGCGGGAAUGGUGACUCGUUUAGGGCUGUGACUGUUUUCAGGCCGCUGUUUGUUUCGAUCGGGUUUGGUGUUGGCAUCGUCUUGGUGUGUAGAUUCGUGGCGCGCCCGAUUCUGAUCAAGAUUUUCGAGUCCAAAGGUAAGUUGCCAAAGUUUACUCACAAGCCUCAGUUCGCGUUUCUCGGAUAUAUCUUCUUGCUUCUAGGGUUGGUGGCUGGCGCUGCAUAUGCUGGGACGUCAAGUUUGUUCGCCGCAUAUCUUGCUGGUGUUAUCACAUCGUGGUUUGAUACCUUGAUAUACACAACUUCGAAUUCUACGGCGACACAAUUGCAACAGAACAAGGACAGCCAUUCUCAAGACCAGGCUCAACCUGAACAAGCAGUCUCCUCUGGAACUUCCCGGGAACGACAGGGAGGAUUCAAUGGGGAACGGGGAUAA
Molecule: messenger RNA, 978 nt
Organism: Histoplasma capsulatum G186AR
Lineage: Eukaryota; Fungi; Ascomycota; Eurotiomycetes; Onygenales; Ajellomycetaceae
Exons: 1
Coding region: 1-978 (325 amino acids)
Biological process (GO): proton transmembrane transport
Cellular component (GO): membrane
Molecular function (GO): antiporter activity
Source: RefSeq, a predicted model, not a curated record